AUGGAGUGGACUGCACUUCAGGAGGCUCAAGAAGUCGCAAAUGUUGAUGUGGCAUGGCACCUCAAGAAGCGUGCUGCACAGCUAUCCCUCAUGUGCUUUGAGUGGCAAUCAAGAGUACGUCCCAUACCCAGUGCAUGGGAAAUGCCUGAUAGUUGGGGACCAUCCUCCACUGAUAUUGCCCAUGCUGGACAUUCACUUUACCAUGCAAAAACUGUGCAGCCUGUGAAUGCUGACUCAGGGGAAUUGUCAGAGGAUGAGAGCAACAAUGAUGACAUCGAUGAGGGAGGAGUUGAUGAUGAGUUGAUGGUAGCAAUAGAGGAAGUUGCAUAUGCAAAUGAAUAUCGGAUUGUGGAAUCAGAUUCUGAAGGAGACCUAGAGUACUGGGAUGAAGUACAUGUGCCAUCUUCUCCGACCUUGUAUUAA
Molecule: messenger RNA, 423 nt
Organism: Suillus subaureus
Lineage: Eukaryota; Fungi; Basidiomycota; Agaricomycetes; Boletales; Suillaceae
Exons: 2
Coding region: 1-423 (140 amino acids)
Source: RefSeq, a predicted model, not a curated record